GAGGAAGUCCCUUACCAUUUUGGCUUGGCCCUUUUCACGUUGUCCUCUUUUUUCAUUCAUUCUCUUGUACACGUGCCCUCCUUCUCUUGUGCCAUAUACUUACUGAAGAAUGGCCAGUACAGCCGAGGCUAGUAAGAAAGUGUAUUAUACGUCUGACAAGGAAGGUGAUGAUUCAACUGGCGAUGGUACUGAAUCUAAACCAUUCAAGACUGUACUCCAGGCAUUGAGAGCCAGUGGUAGUGAUGAAUCUUCAUUGAUUAUGGUCGAUGCUAAAAGUGAUGAUAAACGAUAUGAAGAAGUCUCAUUGAGUCAAUUAAAGAAGAUUAAGAAGAUAUACCAGCGUGAGCAAUACAAAGGAGCAGCCAAAGAAGAGAAAGAUAAGGAAGACAUGCUUCGUCGUGCUGAGAAUCUUGAAAAGGCAAAACAGAUCAAGUUUGAGCAGGAUCCAUCUCUACCCCCUGCUAAAACUAUAAAGAUACGUGACAGUAUAGCUAAUCGUGAGACUCGUGUUGCUAUUAAUGGAUGGAUACACAGACUGAGGAGACAAGGUACAUCAUUGAUGUUCAUUGUAUUGAGAGAUGGUACUGGUCUACUUCAAUGUGUAUUAUCUAAUGUUCUGUGUCAGUCGUAUGAAGCUCUCCUCCUCUCAACUGAAGCCACUGUUAAAGUAUAUGGUGUGAUUAAAGCACUGCCUGAAGGGAAAUCGGCUCCAGGUGGUCACGAGUUGGUGUGUGAUUAUUGGGAGGUGGUUGGGCUCUCUCCUCCAGGUGGAGCUGAUAAUCUAGUGAAUGAAGACUCACUGGUUGACGUCCAGUUAGACCAAAGACACAUGAUGCUAAGGGGAGACGUGUUGUCAAAGAUAUUCCGAGUUCGUUCAACGGUGGGAUUUUGUUUUCGUCAGCACUUCUUUGACAGAGGAUACAUUGAGGUAACUCCUCCCACUUUGGUAAAGACACAAGUUGAGGGCGGAGCCACUUUAUUUAAACUGGAUUAUUUUGGUGAUGAGGCUUAUCUAACCCAGUCUUCUCAGUUAUACCUUGAGACUUGCAUCCCAUCACUGGGUGAUGUGUUUUGUAUGGCGCAGUCUUAUCGUGCUGAACCAUCACGAACUAGAAGACACAUUGCAGAAUACACUCAUAUUGAAGCUGAGUGUCCCUUUAUUUCAUUUGAGGAUCUCUUGGACAAAGUAGAGGACCUGGUCUGUGAUGUUGCUGAGCGACUCUCCAAGUCUCCAAUAUGGGAGCUUGUACUUGAACUCAAUCCAGACAUCAAGUUGCCAAAGAAGCCGUUCAAGAGGAUGAAUUAUGCUGAUGCUAUAGUGUACCUCAAGGAGAACAACAUUACUAAAGAUGAUGGCACCUUUUAUGAGUUUGGAGAGGAUAUUCCGGAAGCUCCUGAGAGAAAGAUGACCGAUAAAAUUAAUGAGCCUAUUCUUCUCUGCCGUUUUCCUGCUGAGAUCAAAUCAUUUUACAUGCCGAGAUGUCCGGAAGACAAGAGGCUCACGGAAUCAGUUGAUCUGUUGGUUCCAGGUGUGGGGGAGAUUGUUGGUGGCUCAAUGAGGAUAUGGAAUGAGGAGGAAUUAUUGAGCGGAUUCAAGAGAGAAGGGAUUGAUCCAGCACCAUAUUACUGGUACACUGAUCAGCGUAAGUAUGGUUCUUGUCCUCAUGGUGGAUAUGGCCUUGGAAUGGAACGAUACUUGGUUUGGCUCUUAGGACGUAAUCAUAUUCGUGACGUCACUCUCUACCCACGCUAUAUUGAGCGAUGCAAGCCAUGAACACAUUGAAUGAAAGAGAUAGGGAGAAACACAAUAAAAUUAAGAGGGACUUUUCAAUUUGCCUUUUUGCUGAGAAAUAAUUAUUGCAUUAAUAAAAUUUUAUAAUAAUUGGCAUGUUAUUGUCGGUAAUA
Messenger RNA from Amphimedon queenslandica, 1905 nucleotides. Its product is annotated as asparagine--tRNA ligase, cytoplasmic-like. Gene Ontology annotation, cellular component: cytoplasm. Bases 110 to 1774 code for a protein of 554 amino acids. Gene Ontology annotation, molecular function: nucleic acid binding; ATP binding; asparagine-tRNA ligase activity. NCBI's taxonomy places the organism in Eukaryota, Metazoa, Porifera, Demospongiae, Haplosclerida, Niphatidae. Gene Ontology annotation, biological process: asparaginyl-tRNA aminoacylation. The transcript has 22 exons. The record is from RefSeq and is a predicted model, not a curated record.